GGGCCCCGUACCGCCCCCUCAUGCUUUGCUCCCGGGUCCGAGUGUGUCAUGGGUCCCUUACGGCCUCCCAUUGCUUGCUGUCCCUCCAUCGCCACACUCUGCCAUGUGCCACUUUCAGGUCUCCUCCUCACACCUGGCUUUGGUGUGUUUCCAUUAUUUGUCAUAGGGUGCUCGCAGAUUAACGGGCCUCCCAUAGGCUUCUGCCAGGCCCCUAAAUCUGCCAUGGUGCCCCUAACCGCCCCCGCCUCCCUCAUUGCUCUGCAAGGUCCAGAGUCUCUCAUGUGCCACUUUCAGGUCUCCUCACACUGCUGGUGGGUUCCAUUUUGUCAUAGGGUGCUGGCAGAUUACGGGCCUCCCAUUGCUGCUGCCAGGCCCGUAAUCUGCCAUGGGCCCCUGUACCGCCUCCUCAUGCUGCUGCCAGGCCCGUAAUCUGUCAUGGGUCCCUGUACGGCCUCCCAUUGCUACUGUCUCCAUCGCCACACUCUGCCAUGUGCCACUUUCAGGUCUCCUCACACUGCUGGUGUGUUCCAUUUUGUCAUAGGGUGCUG
Molecule: messenger RNA, 548 nt
Organism: Staurois parvus
Lineage: Eukaryota; Metazoa; Chordata; Amphibia; Anura; Ranidae
Source: the annotation of a GenBank genome assembly